Molecule: messenger RNA, 553 nt
Organism: Ruditapes philippinarum (Manila clam)
Lineage: Eukaryota; Metazoa; Mollusca; Bivalvia; Venerida; Veneridae
Product: ectin-like
Exons: 4
Coding region: 29-553 (174 amino acids)
Source: RefSeq, a predicted model, not a curated record
AAAUCCUGCACCACAAUACGGUGGUUAGAUGUGUCUAGGAAAUAUGACAGACAAUAAAGUUUGUGAACUGUAUCUUUGUCCCAUACAUGGUGGUUGGGGUCAGUGGCAGGAAUGGGGAUCGUGUUCUGUAACAUGUGACAUGGGAAUGAAGAGUCGCAGCAGAGAUUGUUCGAAUCCUCCUCCUAGUCGAUUUGGUGAUCACUGUUUCGGGCACAAUCAAGAGUCACAACUGUGUAUGCCUAAAAUCUGUUCAAAUGGUGGCUGGAGUGCGUGGGAGACGUGGGGAUCUUGUAGUGUAACUUGUGGAAGCGGGAUAAAGUCAAGGUUCAGAGCAUGUGCAAACCCCAAACCAUCCCCAUAUGGACAGUAUUGCGAAGGGGAUAACAGUGAAAUUGAUAUAUGUUCACAUAUAACUUGUGAUUUGAGCCAUUGCCAACCAAAUCCCUGUGUCCAUGGAUCGUGUAUUGACCUUAGAAAUGAUUUCUUAUCUACAUGUGACCAAGGCUUUGAGGGAAGAAAUUGCAAUAUUUGUAAGGACAAAACAUGUUUUUGA